Messenger RNA from Dreissena polymorpha, 3167 nucleotides. RefSeq names its product pre-mRNA-splicing factor SYF1-like. Gene Ontology annotation, biological process: mRNA splicing, via spliceosome; generation of catalytic spliceosome for first transesterification step. Gene Ontology annotation, molecular function: protein binding. The coding region runs from base 47 to 2587 and encodes 846 amino acids. Gene Ontology annotation, cellular component: post-mRNA release spliceosomal complex; Prp19 complex; U2-type catalytic step 2 spliceosome. NCBI's taxonomy places the organism in Eukaryota, Metazoa, Mollusca, Bivalvia, Myida, Dreissenidae. The record is from RefSeq and is a predicted model, not a curated record. The transcript has 24 exons.
UUAACCAUACGAAUUCAACAUGGCGGCUCCUAGUAACUAAUUUGUGAUGGUAGUGAAACAAUGCUCUUCUGACGUCAAAAUGCCGGAAGUAGACAAAGAUCCUAGGAAAAAUAUAUUUUUCGAAGAGGAGGACCUUCCAUUUGAAGAAGAUAUACUCCGCAAUCCUUACACGGUGAAAUGCUGGCUGCGCUAUAUCGAGCACAAGAAGGAGGCCAGUGUCAGUGCCCUCAAUGUCAUCUAUGAGAGAGCCCUCAAGGAGCUACCUGGAAGCUACAAGUUAUGGUACCACUAUCUGAAGCUGCGUCGUCAGCAGGUCAAGGGAAAGUGUAUCACGGAGCCUGCCUUUGAGGAUGUGAACAGUGCGCACGAGAGGUCCCUCGUGUUCAUGCAUAAAAUGCCAAGGAUCUGGCUGGACAACUGCGAGUUCCUCAUGUCACAGGGCCUGAUCACGCGCACGCGCCGCACGUUUGACCGAGCUCUGCGCGCCCUGCCCAUUACCCAGCAUCCCCGUAUCUGGCCCCUGUACAUCAAGUUUGUCCGUAUGUACGACCUCAAGGAGACAGCUGUGCGGGUGUACAGAAGGUACCUCAAGCUGUGUAAAGAGAACGCGGAGGAGUACAUAGAAUACUUGAAGACGAUUGGUUGGUUGGACGAGGCCGCUCAGAAACUUGCUGACAUCAUUAACGAUGAGAACUUUGUGUCCAAGGAGGGAAAAUCGAAACACCAGCUCUGGAAUGAACUCUGUGACCUGGUUGCUAAGAACCCAGACAAAGUGACGUCACUCAACAUCGAGCCAAUCAUACGGCAGGGAUUGAAGCGCUACACGGACCAGAUAGGUGUGCUCUGGAAUUCACUAGCUGACUACUACAUCAGGGGCGGGCAUUUUAAAGGGAUGGGGAAGCAAGUUGAUGCCACUCAAGGGUUUAUACCUCUCCAUCAUCUGGCGUUUUGUUUUGUACCGCAGGCUCGGGACAUCUAUGAGGAGUCGGUGCAGACAGUGAUUACAGUGCGAGACUUCACGCAGGUGUUUGACGCGUAUGCCCAGUUUGAGAAGAACCUGAUCAGCGCCAAGAUGGAGUCCAUGGAGGAAAGCGGGCCUACUGAGGAUGAUGACCUUGAUCUAGAGUUGCGUCUUUCCCGCCUCAAGUCCCUGAUGGACCGCAGACCCCUUUUGCUGAACAGCGUGUUGCUGCGCCAGAAUCCACACAACGUGCACGAGUGGCACAAGAGAGUGAAACUGUUUGAAGGGAAACCUAGGGAGAUCAUCACCACGUACACAGAGGCAGUGCAAACCGUUGACCCCAAGCUGGCCUCGGGUAAACCUCACACACUCUGGUGCGAAUUUGCAAAGCUCUACGAAGGUGCCGACCAGAUUGAAGACGCUCGGGUGAUAUUCGACAAGGCCAUCAAAGUGGGCUACAAACAUGUGGAUGAUCUGGCCUCGGUGUACUGUGAAUGGUGUGAGAUGGAGAUUAGACAUGAGAACUAUGAGGAUUCACUCAAGAUUAUGCAGAAGGCUACAACACCGCCACCUAGGAGCGUUGCGUAUCAUGAUGAGACAGAGACCGUUCAGUCGAGGGUUCACAAGUCACUCAAGGUGUGGUCCCUGUAUGCCGACCUGGAAGAAAGCUUCGGUACUUUGAAGUCCUGUAAAGCAGUUUACGAUCGCAUCAUUGACCUACGUAUUGCCACCCCACAGAUCAUCAUGAACUAUGGACUGUUUCUGGACGAGAACAACUACUUUGAGGAGGCCUUUAAAGCCUAUGAGAAGGGUAUAGCCCUGUUCCGGUGGCCCAACGUUUAUGAUCUGUGGAACACCUACCUGUCCAAGUUCAUCGACAGAUACGGAGGAAAGAAGCUGGAGCGAGCUAGGGAUCUGUUUGAACAAUGUCUUGAGAACUGCCCACCAAAGUUUGCUAAAGCCAUCUAUCUGCUGUAUGCCAAGCUUGAAGAGGAUUUUGGGUUGGCACGGCACGCCAUGGCAGUGUAUGAUAGAGCUACACAAGCUGUGUUACCGGAGGAGCAGUAUGAGAUGUUUAAUGUGUACAUAAAGAGAGCUGCGGAGUUGUACGGAGUGACAUACACGAGGCCGAUCUACGAGAAGGCCAUCGAGGUUCUAACCAACGACCAAGCAUGGGAGAUGUGUCUGCGUUUUGCCGACCUGGAGAGGAAGCUGGGCGAGAUUGACCGUGCCAGGGCCGUGUAUGCCCACUGUUCACAGAUCUGUGACCCCAGGUCUACAGCAAACUUUUGGCAGACGUGGAAAGACUUUGAGAUCAAACACGGCAAUGAAGACACCGUUCGUGAGAUGUUACGCAUCAAGAGAAGUGUGCAGGCUUUGUACAACACACAGGUCAAUUUCAUGUCUGCCCAGAUGUUGGCAGUGGCUUCAUCCAAGGAAAACCAAGUAUUUGUCAGGAGCAACACAACAGACGAGGAGCUGGGUGAGAUGACCAAGACAACCAACCCGGACAAUAUCAACAUCGACGAAGACUUCUCCACCGAUGAGGACGAGGAGGUUGAAGAGGUCCAGCGGCAGUCUGUUCCCAUGGAGGUGUUUGGGGGCCUAGCAACAGAAGAAGACUAGUGCAGCAGACACCACACAUUAGUGGGCGUGCACCACCUCAGUCUAACACAUAUGCUGGUCAUGGCACCAUUUCCUGAUCACGGCACCAAUUUUCAUUUUUUACGUAUAACUUAUAUGCAUGUGGACACCACAAAUAGUGUUGUAAAACUUUAAAUCAACAGGUUCUCUUGAUAGUGAACAGAUAGAUGGCCUAAACAGAUAGUCAUCUCUUUAUCUAGAAGUAUGUUUAUGCCCCCCCAUCACUAUAGUGGGGGAAAUAUUGUUUUUGCUCUGUCUGUUGGUCUGUACGUCUUUUGGUUUGGUCAAACUUUAACAUUUGCCAUAACUUUUGCAAUAUUGAAGAUAGCAACUUCAUAUUUGGCAUGCACGUGUAUCUCAUGGAGCUGCACAUUUUGAGUGCUGGAAGGUCAAGGUCAUCCUUCAAGGUCAAAGGUCAAAAAAAAAGUCAAAGCGGCGCAGAAGGGGACAUAGUGUUUCUGACAAACACAUUUCUUGUUUGGAUUUCAAAUUGUGUGACAAAAGAUCUAUCAAUCAGUAAAUGUAUAGUGAAUGUUAGGUAAAAAAGAUGAUAUUUGCGCCU